Betta splendens (Siamese fighting fish) is the source of this 822-nucleotide messenger RNA. It is a transcript of the gene trappc4, whose product is annotated as trafficking protein particle complex subunit 4. Gene Ontology annotation, cellular component: TRAPP complex. NCBI's taxonomy places the organism in Eukaryota, Metazoa, Chordata, Actinopteri, Anabantiformes, Osphronemidae. Bases 37 to 696 code for a protein of 219 amino acids. The record is from RefSeq and is a predicted model, not a curated record. The transcript is spliced from 5 exons. Gene Ontology annotation, biological process: endoplasmic reticulum to Golgi vesicle-mediated transport.
GUGACAUGUUUGUCAGGUGGGCUGGACGUUGCCAAGAUGGUGAUCUUCAGUGUAUAUGUGGUGAAUAAGGCUGGAGGUUUAAUUUAUCAGUACGAUAACUUCGUUCCAAAAGCUGAGGUCGAGAAGACAUUUAGCCACCCCUUGGAUUUGGUGCUCAAACAUCACGAUGAGAAGGUCGUCGUGUCGUUUGGACAGCGGGACGGAAUCCGAGUGGGCCACGCAGUGCUGUCCAUCAAUGGAUUGGAUGUGUGUGGAAAAAACACAGCAGACGGAAAGGACAUCCUUGAAUACUUGAAAGACUCCUCUAACUACCCAGUGUCUAUUCGUUUUGGACGGGCCCGUCUGAGCUCUAACGAGAAGUUGAUGCUGGCAUCGAUGUUCCACUCGUUGUUUGCUAUAGGUUCACAGUUGUCCCCUGAAGUUGGCAGUUCUGGGAUAGAGAUGCUAGAAACAGAUGUCUUUAAACUUCACUGUUUCCAGACUCUGACAGGGAUAAAGUUUAUUGUGCUGGCAGACCCGCGGCAAUCUGGUAUCGAUGCUCUUUUGAGGAAAAUUUAUGAGAUCUAUUCAGAUUUUGCCCUGAAGAACCCGUUCUAUUCUUUGGAAAUGCCAAUCAGGUGUGAACUCUUUGAUCAGAAUCUAAAAAGUGCAUUGGAGAUAGCAGAAAAAGCUGGAAACUUUGGAGCUGGAUCCUAAACCAGAGAUAUCAUAAAUCCAAAAGAACAGAACUUGCUAAUAGAAUUUUCCUUAUUGCUUUGAAAUGGGAUUGUAAAUAUGGAAUGUUUUGUAAAUACUUUAAGAUUAAACUAAUGUGUUAAUUCA